AUGAGAGUAGCGACUUCGACGCUACUGCUCGGCGCAGCCUCUGUUGCUGUUGCCCAACAUGAGCAGAUUGUCCUGGGCGGCUACCAGGAUGCCGUCAAGCCUAUUGUUGACUCGACUUCCAAGUCGGCUGGCUCCAUCCUCGAGAAGAUCGAGGAGACCCUCGGCAAGAUGCCCACCGAGGCUCAGGGCCUCUGGGACGAGAUGCAGCUUCUGGUUCCUGGCUUUAUGGAGAAGGCACAAAACCUCAUCUCCCGCCCCAAGGCACACAAGCGCAGACCUGACAGCGAGUGGGACCACGUCGUCAAGGGUGCUGACAUCCAAUCCAUGUGGACAAAAACCGCAGGCGAGGAGCACCGCGUCAUCGACGGCCAGCUUGAGGCAUACAACCUGCGAGCCAAGAAGGUUGACCCUUCGGUGCUCGGCGUCGACAAGGUCAAGCAGUACAGUGGUUACCUCGAUGAUGAGGCCAACGACAAGCACUUGUUCUACUGGUUCUUCGAGUCCCGAAAUGACCCCAAGAACGACCCCGUUGUUCUCUGGUUGAACGGUGGCCCUGGAUGCUCCUCCAUGAUGGGUCUCUUCAUGGAACUGGGACCCUCCAGCGUCAAUUCGAAGCUUACCCUCAAGUACAACGACUUUUCCUGGAACGCCAACGCCUCCGUGAUCUUCAUUGAUCAGCCCGUCAACACUGGAUACUCCUACAGCGGAAGAUCUGUCUCCGACACUGUUGCUGCCAGCAAGGACAUCUACGCUCUUCUGACCCUCUUUUUCCACAACUUCCCCGAGUAUGCCCAGCAGGACUUCCACAUUUCCGGCGAGUCGUACGCCGGCCACUACAUCCCCGUUUUUGCCAAUGAGAUUCUGUCCCACGAGAACCGCAACAUCAACCUCAAGAGCAUCGCCAUCGGUAACGGCCUCACUGACCCCAAGACUCAGUAUGCCGAGUACCGCCCCAUGGCUUGUGGCGAUGAUGGCAGCCACUACGGCCCCAUCCUCGACGAGAGCGAAUGCCAGUCCAUGGACAAUGCUCUGCCCAGGUGCCAGUCUUUGAUCCAGAACUGCUACGACUCUGGAAGUGCCUGGUCUUGCGUUCCCAGUGCUAUUUACUGCAACAACGCUCUGAUUGGCCCAUUCCAGCGCUCUGGUUACAACGUUUACGAUAUCCGUGAGAAGUGCAAGGACCAGGCCAACCUUUGCUACACCGAGACCUCCUGGAUCUCUCAGUACCUUAACAAGCCCGAGGUCAUCAAGGCUGUUGGUGCCGAGGUCACUGACUACGAGAGCUGCAACACCGACGUUAACCGUGCUUUCCUCUUUAACGGAGACUGGUCGAAGCCCUUCCAUCUGCUUGUUCCUGACAUUCUCAAGAAGAUUCCUGUUCUCAUCUACGCUGGUGAUGCCGACUACAUUUGCAACUGGCUCGGCAACAAGGCCUGGACCGAGGAACUUGUCUGGUCUGGCAAGCAGAAGUACAAUGAAGCCAAGAUGGGUCCUCUGGAGGUCAGCGAUAAGCAGUACGGCGAGUUCAAGACCAGUGGUAACCUGACCUUUAUUCGUGUCUACGAGGCUGGCCACAUGGUUCCCUUCAACCAGCCCGAGGGUUCUCUGGACUUCUUCAACCGAUGGAUCGCUGGUGAGUGGUACGCAUAA
Pestalotiopsis fici W106-1 is the source of this 1650-nucleotide messenger RNA. Its product is annotated as Carboxypeptidase Y. The record is from RefSeq and is a predicted model, not a curated record. Lineage: Eukaryota; Fungi; Ascomycota; Sordariomycetes; Amphisphaeriales; Sporocadaceae. Gene Ontology annotation, biological process: proteolysis. The transcript is spliced from 2 exons. Bases 1 to 1650 code for a protein of 549 amino acids. Gene Ontology annotation, molecular function: serine-type carboxypeptidase activity. Gene Ontology annotation, cellular component: fungal-type vacuole.